This is a messenger RNA of Trichoderma virens Gv29-8, 2136 nucleotides long. RefSeq lists its product as uncharacterized. The transcript has 3 exons. The record is from RefSeq and is a predicted model, not a curated record. NCBI's taxonomy places the organism in Eukaryota, Fungi, Ascomycota, Sordariomycetes, Hypocreales, Hypocreaceae. Gene Ontology annotation, molecular function: metalloendopeptidase activity. Gene Ontology annotation, cellular component: mitochondrial intermembrane space. Gene Ontology annotation, biological process: peptide metabolic process; proteolysis. Bases 1 to 2136 code for a protein of 711 amino acids.
AUGUCUCAUCCUCCAGAGCCACCUCCGCUCUUCGAAGCAACACCAUCAUCUAUCACCGAGCGCGCUCAGCAGCUGAUACAAAGGCUUCGCCAGGCGCAGACGCAGAUUAUAGACACAGUGCUGACAGAAGAUGCGACCUUUUCCAAUGUCCUUCUGCCACUGGCACAGGCUGAAAAUGCCGUUUCGGCAGAAAGGUGGCUCGUCACCAGCUACAGAAACUUCUCGCCAGAUGCAGCUCUGCAAGACGCUGCCAACGUCGCGGCCACCAUGUUUGAGGACUUCGAACUUGAAACCUCAUUCCGCAUUGAUCUAUUCAACCUGAUAAACGCCGUGCGGUGCAAGGGUGAGCUGCUGGAUUGUGAAUCGCGGCGAUAUUUAGAAAGGAAGCACAAGAGCCAUCUCCGCAAUGGACUCUUGCUCUCAGAAGAGACUUCCCGCCAGCGCUUCCAAGCAAUACAAACCCGCAUAGCCGCUCUAGAGGCCGAUUUUGCAAAGAACUUGGCAGACUCACGUCUAGAAGUCUGGCUUAGCCGCCAGGCCUUGCAAGGGGUGCCAGACGAAGUUUUAUCCAGAUUUAAGACCGACACCACUGGGGACGAGCACUUGUUCCUAUGCGAUUCUGGAACGAUACUUCAGGUUAUGAUGUUUGCCACAAAUACCGAUACACGAAAGCUUUGCUACAUGGCUAGUGAGAACCAAUGUCGCGGAAAUGAACAUGUGUUCAAAGAGCUUAUUCUGCUCCGUGCCGAAAGUGCUCGCCAACUUGGUUACUCCAGCCAUGCUGCAUUGAGACUUGAGGAUAGAAUGGCCAAAACGCCAGAUGUUGUCAACAAUUUCCUAGCUGAAUUGGUCUCAAAGCUCUCCGAGACUGCAGAAGCUGAGGUUGAGAAGUUGAAAGCUAUUAAAAAGAGGGAUGUCGAGUCUCGCGGAGAGUCAUUUGAUGGGCAUUAUUACAUCUGGGACCAUGCUUUCUAUAAUCGACUCAUGCUGGAGAGAGAAUACGACUUGGAUCAGCAGCAGCUGGCAGAAUAUUUCCCACUCCUGCCAACUAUAGAGUCCAUGCUGGAAAUCAACCAGCAUCUUUUUGGCUUGGUUUUUGUUGAGAUCAUCAAGCCAAACCAAGAUUCCGGUGUCACUUUUGGGCAAAACAGCAGCGCCGAGAUACUUUGGCAUGAUGACGUGCGAGUUUUCAGUGUAUGGAAUGACAAGCAAGAAGGCGGUGACUUUGUUGGCUAUCUUUACCUUGACCUCUACGACAGGAAAGGCAAGCGCUCAAAUGCAUGCAAUGUGCCAAUCCGGCCAGGCUGCAUUCUACCGGACGGAUCACGUCAAUAUCCCGCGACUGCACUGCUGUUCGACUUUGAGAAACCAAGUGUCACCAAUCCAACUCUCCUCCAGCACCGUGACGUUAUCUUACUGUUCCACGAAUUAGGGCAUGGUAUCCAUGAGCUCGUGGCCCAAACCAAGUUUGCAUGCUUUCACGGAACUGCGUCGCCUAUUGAUUUUGCAGAGAUGCCUAGCCAGGUAUUGGAGAACUGGUGCUGGACACCAUCACAGCUGAAGCGCUUAGGUAGACAUUAUUCAUACCUAUCCGCGGAGCACUUGCAAGCAUGGAGCGAAGCGGCAAAUGGCAGGCCCAGACCGACAGAGAGGUUGUCCGAUUCGGCGAUUGCCAAUCUAGCUCGUAGCAAGCACUGCAACAACGCGUUGUUUUACCUACGUCAAGCGUCCAUCGGCAUGUUCGACAUGUUGGUUCAUCAGCUCAACAACAACACUGAAGCCGAGAAGUGGGAACUAGCCAUCAAGUGGAACCAGCUACGGCGCAACGUUCUCCCUUUGGAUGGAGGUGAAGCCGUGAAUGGUGAUUGGGCUUGGGGACAUGGUUACGCCAACUUCGGGCACUUUGUCAACGAUUACAAUGCUGGUUAUUACAGCUAUUUAUUCUCGCUUGUUUAUGCUGCCGAUGUGUUUAACGCAGUAUUUAAAGCCGAUCCUGAGAAUACGGCAAACGGCCGUCAGUAUCGACAUGCCGUGCUUGCAAAAGGGGCAAGCGAGGAUGAAAUGACGAUUUUGACCCAGUUUUUGGGGAGAAACCUGGAUGUCUAUCCUUUCUCACAAGAAUUAAACCUAUGUUAG